Molecule: messenger RNA, 1011 nt
Organism: Sparassis crispa
Lineage: Eukaryota; Fungi; Basidiomycota; Agaricomycetes; Polyporales; Sparassidaceae
Exons: 19
Coding region: 1-1011 (336 amino acids)
Source: RefSeq, a predicted model, not a curated record
AUGGGUCAGAACCUCAACGAGACUGUUGGAGCGCUGCUCCUAGGGUCGCUCUUCACCGCAGUAGGGUACGGGAUCACCACUAUGCAGACGUACAUGUACAUGACCCGAUUCCCGAAAGACCCCAAGAUCAUGCGAUAUACUGUCUGGUCGCUCCUCAUCCUCGAUACAACCCAUAUAACGCUAAGCUGGCACAUGGUCUAUUACUACCUCAUCUUGAACUACGACAACCCGCCUGCGUUAGAGCGCUCUGUUUGGAGCUUUGAUAUCACAGUCGUCGUCACCGCGGUCAUCACAGUGGUUGCGCAUUGUUUCUACGCACGACGAGUGUUCAUCCUGGGUGGUCGUCAAUGGUUCCUCACAAUAAUCAUUCUCUGCUUAUCCGCUAUGCGCCUUAUCUUCGGCACAAUCGUCACCGUGAGGCUAUUCCAAAUACGUGAACUCGCGCUUGUGCCCCAUAAGAUCGGGGUGGAGGUCGGAGUUGGUAUGGGCGCAGGCACCCUCGCCGAUUUCAUCAUCACCGUCUCGCUAGUGUGGUUCCUGCGCGGGCACAGGUCUGGGUUCAACAGCCAAACCGACAACUUGCUUGACAGGAUUAUAUUCUGGACGAUCAACAACGGUCUAUUGACAAGCAUUGUCGGUCUCGUCGUCAUCCUCACCUGCAUUAUCAUGCCUUACAACAUGAUUUACCUCGCCGUGCACCUCCUCUUGAGCAAACUGUACGCAAACGCGCUUCUGGCAACGCUGAACUUCAGAAAAUCGCAUCGCGGACGCGGUCUGGACGACGAGGACACCACGAUCCAACUCUCGGGGAUGAGCCGGGGGCGGCGCACGGAGAGUGGGCUGCAGUUCAGCGGGAAGGACAGCACGACUGCGCCCGUCGUGCACGUCGUGACGACCACUACGACCGACAUGCAGUUCGAGGGUAUGAGCAAGGUGGGUUCUCAUUCGGACAUCGACUUCGAUCGCGAAGAGAGCAUCCACCCCCUCGGCGGGCUCAAGGAAGAUGCAUGA